Messenger RNA from Heterotrigona itama, 2019 nucleotides. The record is from the annotation of a GenBank genome assembly. Lineage: Eukaryota; Metazoa; Arthropoda; Insecta; Hymenoptera; Apidae.
CGCGUUAAAUGAUCGUCGAGCAGUUUAACGCUUUUUUUCACCUGUUUACUAUUAAUGCCACUAUUUUCUGAAUUUUGAACCUCUUAAAAGGAAAAAGCAUAGUUUUCAGUAUGUUCAUUGAUUGAUUAUUUUGCCUCUUGAUGUUAUGUUCCUAUAACAGGGUUAAACUUUUUAAAGUAGAAAUGGUUUCAAUUGGCCGUGGUCGUGGUUGGGCUCAAAAUGAUAGAAAUACAUUAUCAAAACCAGGAAAAUCAUUAUAUUCCGAUGAUAUGAUUUAUGUAAAUCUUAUUAGUCUCAUUAAUCUUGUUAAUAAUGAAAAUGUAGCACAAAAAACUGAAGAUGUUGUGAAAUUGAUUAACGAGAAAGUGAAUAAGGAAAACUUGAAAGAGAUACACGACAAACUUUACUCAUAUGCUUUAAAUAAUAGAGACUUUGGGAUGAAAUUACUAAUGGUAUAUAAUUAUCCUAUAAUUAAAAACAUAUGCGAUUCUGAAGGUGUAAGUUUAUAUAAGCACUUAGUGAAACGAUUUCAAAUUGAUUAUGAAAAAAGGAGAGAUCUAAGGAAAGAAAAUGCAGUUCAAUUUCAUAAUGCUGUUGUCUUAUUUUCUAAAUAUUUAAGUUAUAUCGUACAUUCGUCAUGCAAGUUCCUCGCAUUACAAUCUGCAUUAAUGGAUUAUAUGGAAAUGUUGUUAGAAACAGGUUCUUCAGAGGACAUUCAAGUUUUUACAGAACAACUCAUUGUACAUGGAAAUAACUUACAUAGUAGUUAUAAGGAAAAAUUAGAAGAUUUAAUGAUCACUGCAAGACAAAUGUUGAUUAAACAAAAUCUUUCUUUUAUAUCUCGCCAAUUUUUAUUGUAUGCAAUAGAUUUAGAGAGUAGAAAUUUUAAUCAGUUGCCUAAAUAUUUACAGAAAUUUUACAAGUUGCAAUUGAGUAAAAAUUUUAAAGAAGAGGACAACGAUAUCGUUAAUUCUUUAUCAAAUAUAAAUGUAGAAGAUGGUAAUUACAAAUAAAAAUUUAGUUCAAAAAGAUAUUAUUUUUGUUUCAGAGAAUAGUUUGAUAGUUAUCACUCAAUAUUUUAUUAAAGAUAUGAAUGAGACUUGAUUAAUUUUAGAGCAUCUUUCUUCAAUGAAUGAACCUAAUGAUCAGAAAUAUACAUGUGCAAAUAGUCGAGGUUUAAGAGCAAUUCGAGGUUUGGGAGCGGUAGAUGUUGCAAAAUAAAAAAUAAUCCUAUUAUGUAUAUGUAAACAGAAUACUAAUAUAAAAAUUAACAAAUCAAACUAAUAGAAACAGGUUAUAUACGUUCUUUAUUUUAAUUAUUUGAGUUUAUUUGAAGAACAAUGUAACGUUAAUAAUAAUAUCUCGAUGUUUCAGGUAUUUUCCGAUGAAGACUGUACAUAUUUUAUAAAUAACAAAUAUAAAUUAAACAACUUAGAGUGUUUUUGUGUUUUAAAUUAAUUAUAUUAUAAAUAUAAAAUUCCCAAAAACAUAAUUUCUAUGAUUAAUUUGAGCAGAAUAAUGGAGCAAAAAGUUCAUUCGAAAUUUAUAAUGUUUAUUAAUAAAAAGAAAAAGUAUUAUAUUAUCUAUUAAAUUUUAUAUUGAAAAUAUAAAUAUAUAUUAUAAAUGUAUGUAAUAUUGAAGCAAUGUAUUCUGAUAUUCAAUUUAUAUACAAAAUGAAUUAGUAAUUUAUUUAAAUAUAGUGGAUCUUUCUCUUUUAUUUAAAAUAAAUGUUAAUUAUUUAAUGUUAAUUAUUUUUUAUUUAAUUAUAUAAUGUUAAUUAUUUAAUUAUUUAAUUAUUUAAUCUUAAUUAUUUUUAAAUUAUGUAAUUAUCAACAAUGAAAGUAUUAUUUUUUAUUCUUUAUUGUUUUCAAGAUGUAAAUUGUUAUAUAUCAUGUAUUUUCAUAUAUUUAUAUAUUUUUUUAUUAUAUGUUUAUAUAUUUUUUAUCGAAUAAAUACAUUUUUUUCAAUUUUUUCUCUUUGAUUAUUUCUUUUUCUUAAAAGUUAAAUAAGAUAGCUGCA